AGAGACGAAGGCAGUCGCGCCGCGUUCGUCGACGCGACCAGCUGCACCCCAGCGCAGGGAGCUCCACCGCUCCCGACACCCCGACACCGGCCCACCGCCGCCGCCGCCAACGCCUGCACCUACAGUUCGACGCCGCCGCCGCCGCACUCCGCACCCGCAAGAUGCUGCCGGUUCUGGAGAAGCUGCGAUGGCUCUACCAGCCGUACGUGCUGGGAGUCGUGUCGGUGGGCUACGUGCUGGGCGAGCUGGGCCACUACCUCAUCGGUGUCACCAGCAAAGAAAUGGCCAUCGACCUCCACUUCGGCGACAUCACCUGCCAGUUCAACAGCUCCGAGUUCACUGUGGAGGAACUGCCUGUCAAGUGCCCCGAAGCCAAUAACUCUGAUGUAUGUGAGUCGCUGGCUUUGAACGGGACGCCGUAUUGCGAGUGGAACUACAACGGGCUGGGGCUGGACUACCAGGUGCUAGCCGGCCCGUGCUUCAUCGCCGUGUUUACGGUGGCCGGCGUCAUCAUGGGCAUCGUUGCCGACCGCUACAAUCGCGUGCGCUGCCUCGCCGUGUGCACGCUGGUCUUCUCGAUCGCCAUCGUGCUGACGGGCGCCGUCAAGGAGUACUGGCAACUCGUACUCCUCCGUAUCAUCAUGGCUGCUGGGGAGUCCGGCUGCAAUCCGCUGGCGACGGGCGUCCUCUCUGACAUCUUCCCCGAAGAGAAGCGCGGCCUCGUCAUGUCCAUCUUCAACUGGGGCAUAUACGGCGGCUACGGCAUUGCCUUCCCCGUGGGACGCUACAUCCCGAGACUCAACGCUUGGGACCUGGGCUGGCGCGUGUGCUACUACGGCGCAGGCAUCAUCGCGCUCAUCGUGGCGGUGAUCACGGGGCUGACGCUGCGCGAGCCCGAGCGCCAGACCAUCGGCGAGGAGACGGCCAACGCAGCCGCGGCGGCGCCGGCGGCCGACGGCGGCGAGAACGGCGCGGCACAGGGCGCCGGCGCGCCCAAGCCCUUGACGGGCGCCGCCGCCUGGAAGAGGAUCGUUGCCGACUCUGUAGCCAACCAGGGGACACAUGUAAUGAGUGGGUGCUCCGCUUUUGCACCAACGGAAUAUUUGACCCGGCACAAUGACCGGGGCAUGUGCCUGGCGUAUAACUGCGACCUCUACUACGAGUACUACUUCCCUGACUACGACCUUGGCUGGUGGCUGUUCGCUAUCACCAUUGUCGUGGGCAGCGUGGGAGUGGUUUUCGGCGGCGUGUUGUCCGACAAGUUUGUGGCUACCAUGGGCAUCCGUUCGCGCGUUGCCGUGCUCGUCAUCAGUCAGCUUAUUGCCACUCCUUUUGCUUUUGGGAGUGUGUACUUCGGGCCUCUUGGCGCUAUGAUUACUCUGGGCAUAUCCAUCUUUUUCGCUGAAAUGUGGUUUGGAAUUGUUUUUGCGAUCCUUGUGGAAAUUGUACCAUUGUCGGUGCGAUCAACAACUGUGGGCAUAUUCUUAUUCGUAAUGAACAACGUAGGAGGCAAUCUCCCUAUUCUCGUUGAACCGGUUUCAAAAGCAAUUGGCUACAGAGAGGCGUUGUAUAUCUUCUACGCUGGAGCGUAUCUUGUCAGUUCUGGAAUGUUCCUAAUUACGAUGUUCAUGAUGGGUCCUGGAGCAAAAGACAAGGAAAAAGACAAGCCAGCUCUGGACGCAGGUCACGACAACGUUGGCUUCACACUCGAACAGAUCGCUAACGGCAACGGCGUUGUCAACGGCAUCAGUGCGAUGGAAAGCAGCAGACUGUGAAAGGCUCAAAGGACGAUCUAAUAACCUGUACGCACGAUCUAAUAACAAGGCUGCCAGCUCUGGAGAACUGAGUCGAUGGAUUUUCAAUUUGUGUUCGCGAGUCGUCUUGCAACACUUACGGGAAUUCUCUGUCAUUGACGUUCUCAAUCAGCGCGCCUCGAGCUACAAAAAUCGGGCAUACGGAAUGAGAGUCAUUGAGUUUCGAAAGACACUUGCGUGUUUCACACGAGCUCAUUCGCGGCCCGAUAGAGGCGAGAAUGUGACUAAUGUGUUCAGAAGACUGCGUUUAAGAAGAGCUGCGGGCCGCAGGUUCUGCAGAUUUCUCUAAACUUAUAGCCCACGAUGAAAAGGAUGAGCCUUUUUUCAUUUUGUGGAAUGUACAAUAUUCCUAAUGUUAAUACAUCUUUCAAUUCAUAAGAACGAAUCGAAAGACAUUGCUGUACAUAAUUAUUGUUUGUAAUGAUAGUUAGAUUGUAAUAGGAUUUUGAAACUUUCAUGAUGAGCUCCAAUGGUAGCACAGAAUAGGAUAUUUCACAAUCCACGACCACACGUCAGGGUAUUAGAGGCAGGUCACACGAACGAGAUUGCAUAGGUUUUUACGAAAAUCGAACAUUUCAACUGUUCAGUAUAAUUUUUAACAUUUACUUAUUUUAUCUGUUUACUUAACUCGAAAAAAUGACUGUUUUGUAGCCUCAAUCUAGUGAAAGAAUCCUUUCAAGAUUUAACUUCCAAGCUCAAAGCAAUUGAAUACACAUUUCUGUUAACUAUAUGACAAUUUGUACUUGGUGAAGUACAGAACGCAAUAUUGUAUUACAACUGUCAAAUAAAUUUAAAAAAGACUAGAAAC
Molecule: messenger RNA, 2622 nt
Organism: Gryllus bimaculatus (two-spotted cricket)
Lineage: Eukaryota; Metazoa; Arthropoda; Insecta; Orthoptera; Gryllidae
Source: the annotation of a GenBank genome assembly